CCAAACAUUUUAAGUGAAGCCCAAUUAAGAAACAGAGUUUACUCUUUACCAUAUAAACCCUCCCAUAUCGUAAACCCUAGCUUUCAUCAUCUUCAACGCCUCCGCCAGUCUUCCUCGGCGAUCUGAAUACAGUAAAGCUGAAAUGCCGUUCAAGAGGUACGUUGAGAUCGGGAGAAUCGCUCUCGUCAACUACGGAAAGGAUUAUGGAAGGCUUGUUGUCAUCGUCGAUGUUAUUGAUCAAAACAGGGCACUUGUUGAUGCUCCUGAUAUGGUAAGAGGCCAAAUGAACUUCAAGAGGUUGACACUUACAGACAUCAAGAUUGACAUCAAUAGAGUUCCAAAGAAGAAAACACUUGUUGCUGCUUUAGAAGCUGCUGAUGUCAAGAACAAGUGGGAGAGCAGCUCAUGGGGAAGAAAGCUUAUUGUUCAGAAGAAGAGGGCUUCACUCAAUGACUUUGACAGGUUCAAGAUUAUGUUGGCAAAGAUAAAGAAAGCUGGAGUUGUAAGGCAAGAACUAGCCAAGCUUAAGAAGGAGACAGCAUGAGAUAUGACUUUGGUUGUCUUUGUUCUUUUUUCUGAAUAUUAAGAUUUUGGUGUAGUUUUAUUUUAAUGUUAUUGAUGAAUUAUUUGUUGCUUAUGAUCUUGUGUUUUACCCUCAUUUACAAUGAAAUUAUAUUUCAUUUUUGGACUUC
Messenger RNA from Lactuca sativa (garden lettuce), 692 nucleotides. RefSeq names its product large ribosomal subunit protein eL14y. The record is from RefSeq and is a predicted model, not a curated record. Gene Ontology annotation, biological process: translation; ribosomal large subunit biogenesis. Gene Ontology annotation, molecular function: RNA binding; structural constituent of ribosome. Lineage: Eukaryota; Viridiplantae; Streptophyta; Magnoliopsida; Asterales; Asteraceae. Gene Ontology annotation, cellular component: ribosome; cytosolic large ribosomal subunit.